GCAAAGUAUCGACCGCCACAGGCGCAAGACAAGUUGUUCCCUUCCGAAGAAGGUCUGCCGCCUGGCCUCCGGACGGCAGUACUUGUCGCUCGCAAUCUCUCUGCCUGUGUGGCUGACUCUGGUUCCGCUCCCCUCAAACACGCUGUCAGUAUGUCUUUAUUCAGCCUGGCCAAGAUACCGAGGAUGGGCGACAGCGAGGUCGAUGAUCAGGAACUCCCUCUCCUGGACGGUGGGGUAGACGAAGAUGCCCUCGAGGGGGGCGCGGCACGCAAAGAACUUCGAGACUUGAGGAGAUACCAUCAUUCUAUCGUCAUUAGAUUGACCACCAUCUUUGUCGCUUACCUCCAAUCCUCUGCACUGGCUAUCAGGGCGAAGGUGGUAUUGCCAUCAGAAGGGCAUGGAGAAGAUACAGGCGGAGGGAGCGGUGGUAGCAAACUCCGCUCGAUACUUUCAGUCGCCUGGAUCGCCGUUAGACCGACAAUACUGUCACCCCGCCAAAAGCGAAAGGUAUACCCGACUGCUUGGCUGGAUGGUGUUCGAGGGCUCGCCUGUUUCAUGGUUGUCUUCUACCACAACAGCUUGCUAUUGUAUCCCGGGCACUGCGACGCUUGGAAGAAAGACGAUCCACACUUCUUUAGGCUACCUGUCGCACGAUUACCCUGUUCGGGCCCAGCAAUGGUUGAUGUUUUUCUGGUCAUCAGUGGGUAUGCACUCAGCGUGCGACCUCUCUCGCUUGCACGGGCCGGAGACCUCCACAAGCUUACGGAAUCUCUUUCCUCUGGCGUUUUUAGAAGGGCGAUCAGGCUAUAUACGCCAGUCAUAUUCCUCACCUUUACGAACGCCAUGUUAAGCUAUUUCGAACUAUGGGACCCCGCAGGCGCGGACCAUGUCCCGCAUCACAGUACCCUUGGUCUCACCUUGUGGGCAUGGCUGGACGACUUGAUGACGGGGCUGAAUCCGUUUACCCUCUCCAAAUUUCGCACCUGGGACAUGAAGGGUCUUCGCUACGCGAUCGGAAUGUGGACGAUACCUUUCGAGUUCCGUGGCUCGAUCGUGGUUUUUGUGUCACUCCUCGCGCUAGCUAGAGUCCGCUGGAUACUGCGGUCUGCUCUUCUCUGUGCCGGCGCAAUCUACAGUAUCGCACAGGGGGAAUGGGACAUUUUCCUGUUCCUCUCGGGACCAAUCUGCUGUGAAAUGCAUAAUCACUUUGAUCGCCGAAAGUCACCAUCCGCAGAGGGCGAGAAAACACUCGGGUCCAGAAAUCGAUUGCUGUCGAUCAUCGAAAAGCUCGCCCUUGUGUUUGGUCUUCUCAUUCUUCUAGCCGUCCUCACUAUGCCACCGGAUCUCGGCGACAUCCAGUUGUACCAUAUUAUCACAGCAAUUGACCCCAAGAGUUGGAAGAAUCUGCCGGCAGUAGGCAGUUUUCCAGUGUGUAUAGCCUCGGUCUUGCUGGUCUUUUAUAUUGGCCAGUCUCGAUUUUUCCGCAAUCUCCUCUCGUCGUCAUUUCCGCAAUAUCUCGGCGAUAACUCAUUCGGCAUAUAUCUCAUGCAUGUCACCUUGAUUAACAGUAUCGGACGACCGCUGAUGCGUGCGAUAUUAUUUGCGAAAGCCAUGAUGGGCUUUAAGGCGGCCCUUGCAGAUCAGAUAGGGUCUUGGCUGGUGUUGGUAACUUAUGCUGCCAUCGCUAUCCCGGUGCUGUUUUGGAUCAGCGAAUUGGUCACUCGAUAUGUGGACCAGGGUAGUGUCCAGCUUGCAAAAUGGUUGGAGCAGAGAUGUCUACAAAAGGAUGAAUAGCUCGAUAUAGCCGCGAAGACAUUACAUUAUUUUCGAAUAGCACGUUUAUUGUAAAAGC
Molecule: messenger RNA, 1852 nt
Organism: Exophiala xenobiotica
Lineage: Eukaryota; Fungi; Ascomycota; Eurotiomycetes; Chaetothyriales; Herpotrichiellaceae
Exons: 2
Coding region: 151-1794 (547 amino acids)
Biological process (GO): polysaccharide biosynthetic process
Cellular component (GO): membrane
Molecular function (GO): acyltransferase activity, transferring groups other than amino-acyl groups
Source: RefSeq, a predicted model, not a curated record